AAGUUAGCUAACUUAUAUGAGAGUCGGCUUUAAUGUUACCAAUAAUAUGGAGUAAACGUAGGACUAUCUGCUCCACCAACAGUUUUGGUCAACAGCUACUAACACUUCUUUUCGCCAUGUUAACGUUUCAAGUUCAAAGUCUAUCGUCGACAUUACAGCGACAGUUAACUGCAACGUUGUGCCUGAAUCUAGGCUAAACGCUCAUUCAUUUCGUGUAGGACAUAUUAGCUUUUGUUGACUGAACAACGAGCUAACAUGUAGCUAACAACAUAUGAUAACAACCUUAAUUUCGGGCCGUAUCUUUCCCCGAUAACGUCAGGUGAACUCGACGUGUCAACUGUAUGUCGGUCACGGGUCUAAACCGUGUGAAGGAAAAGUUGCUGAGUCACGUUUAGCGCUUCCCCAGUCUCUCCCUCCCUGGAUCUCUGCUGAUUCAUGUUAAGACUGGAGCUGGAGUGAGAGUUAACUGGUUUAAUAGGUCACUUAUUAAUAUGCCUUGCUGCAGCUGACUGAGCAGCCGCUGGAGGGAGGAGACAGAGGAGGAUCGUAUAAAAGGGGACACAGCCCAAACUGUACGCCACAAUCGGAGAGAAAACAGUGAAUUGGUGUGGACAUAGACCAAACUACAAAACCUACAGAACUACAUCCUAACUGGGCCACAAUGGAGACAGAGAAGACUCAGACACCAGCAGAGCAGAUGACUGACAGAGAUCUGUCAGAACAAAUCAAAAAGGUGACAAAGGAUAGUCACGUCAGGGCAGAAAACACAGAGCUGAUGCUGAGCUUCCAGAGGGGAAAAGUCACCCUGGAACAGUACAAGCUCCUCCUGUGCUCACUGCAUGAGGUUUACCAGGCCUUGGAGGAAGAGCUGGACAGGAACUCCAACCACCCUGGUGUCACACCCAUUUACUUUCCAGCUGAGCUGGCCAGGCUGGAGGCCAUCGAAAAAGACCUGGAAUACUUCUACGGCCGGGACUGGAGAGAGAAGAUUGUUGUCCCCGCGGCCACUAAAAGAUACUGCCACAGACUCAGACAGAUUGGUAAAGAAAACCCUGAAUUUCUGAUCGCCCAUGCUUACACCCGGUACCUCGGUGACCUGUCUGGAGGGCAGGUCCUGGGUCGAAUUGCCCAGAAGUCCAUGGGGCUGAAGAGCAGCGAGGGUCUGUCGUUCUUUGCCUUCCCUGGUGUGUCCAGCCCCAACCUGUUCAAACAGCUGUACCGUAGCCGGAUGAACAGUGUGGAGCUGACGGAGGAGGAGAGGAACGGCGUGCUGGAGGAGGCUGUCAGAGCCUUCGAGUUAAACAUUCAGGUCUUUGAUGAUUUACAGAAGACGCUGAAUGUCACUGAAAACAAGCAGCAGAACUGCGUGACACACUCCGGUAACACAGCAGCAAAGACACUCCAGAUCCCCGGAGCCAUUAUCAAAACCAACCAACUGCUCAGGUUGGUCCUGGGACUUUUUGUGGCUCUGGUCACAGUCAGUAUGGGAAUCUAUUCCUUUUAGACAAGAAAUACUAUGUAUUGGGUAUGUUGCUGUUAAGGUUGUAAGAUAUUGUGUAUACUGUAGUGUCUCAUUUUAUCAUUGUAUAAGUAAGAAGAUUGUGAGAAAUGGACGAUCCAGAGUCAAAUUCCUCGUAUGUGUACACAUACCUGGUUAAUAAAGUUGAUUCUGAUAUUUGCUUCUGUGCUGUAAGACUAUUAAAAAGCUUUAUCUGGUUAUAAUUUUAACGGUCUGUAAAUGACAAAAUACUGUGUAUUAUUUUAGCAAUUUGACUGAGAACCACAUUUGUAAUAUGUAUUCAUGAAUUUCCUGUCUAACACUGUUGUCCAAUGUGCAUAAAAAUGUGCAAUAUGUGUGCUUUUAAUACGGCAAAUAUACUACCUUUUUAAUAAAAUCUUUUCUUGAAUGAAA
Molecule: messenger RNA, 1912 nt
Organism: Micropterus dolomieu (smallmouth bass)
Lineage: Eukaryota; Metazoa; Chordata; Actinopteri; Centrarchiformes; Centrarchidae
Product: heme oxygenase-like
Exons: 7
Coding region: 662-1504 (280 amino acids)
Biological process (GO): heme catabolic process; response to oxidative stress; heme oxidation
Molecular function (GO): heme oxygenase (decyclizing) activity; heme binding
Source: RefSeq, a predicted model, not a curated record